Molecule: messenger RNA, 6978 nt
Organism: Sinocyclocheilus grahami
Lineage: Eukaryota; Metazoa; Chordata; Actinopteri; Cypriniformes; Cyprinidae
Product: KIAA1217 ortholog
Exons: 21
Coding region: 517-6600 (2027 amino acids)
Cellular component (GO): cytoplasm
Source: RefSeq, a predicted model, not a curated record
AACUGACACACAGUGAUCAUCUCUGCUGCCUCCCUGGUUAAAUCUGCAUGGCGAUUUAACACAGAGAUUACAUCUGCAUGAAGAGCACUGUGUUUCACCAGCAACUACACAAGUAGAUUAGAUGCCUGAUGCUUGCCUGGUGCUGGAUUAUUAGGAGGAUCAUUUCUCCAAAGCGGGAGAAGUGAUUAGACAUCAGCAUGCUGUACGUUUCUGCAUAGCGAGAGAGUUUAACAACCUCAGCUCUUUCAAUGAUUCAGUUCUUCAUGCGUUCAGUUGUGUCCUCACUGUGGUGCCUCAAGCUGAGCAGAUGGUUCUCUCCAAGGACUCCUCAACUGGUUUCACUUUCCAGUAUUCGUCAGAGCAAGAAUGAAUAUUAGCAGAGAAGGACAGCAAAUCAAUUAGGUGGAUGUCAGGUUAUCUGCAAAGUUUGGACAGGUGAAGGUGUGUGCAGUUUCAGAAAGAAGGGAGAACUUUGGAAAAAUCCCUUACCAGUGUGCUCCAGGAGAACUUGGAGAGAUGUCCAAACCUUCACGUCUGGUCAAACCCUCCAAGCAGUCCCGAAAGCAACCUCCAGGGAAUCGCUCACACAUGCUGGUCGUCGGGGAGAGGUUGAUGAGGGCUGGCAGUGAGGGCAACCUGGUGAGAUCCAGACCACCCCAGAAGCCUUCUGACACCAAUCCAGCGGGUUCCAAUCAAGAGCCAGCGAGAAGCAACCAGAGGCUGUGCUCCCAUGAGGAUGUGGACAGCCACAGCAGAAAACAAAGCAGUGCAGAUGAGAGUGAGCAGUCAGACCCCUGGUCCCCUCGCACCGUGCCAAGGAGACACACAGUAGGAGGGCUUCGCACUGCUGGGGACGUGAUUGUCAUGCAGUCCUACAACAUGGACCACAAGAAAGAGGCCUUUCUUGAGCAUUUGAAACAGAAGUAUCCUCAUCAUGCUUCUGUCAUUAUGGGGCACCAGGAAAGACUCCGAGACCAGAUCAGGAGUUCUGGACACAGUGUAACCCCUCAGUCUGCUGUAGGGGAGCCGGGGGAGCAUCUCUCUUUGGCUUUCCUUGAGUCUUUGGAGGCCAUGUCGGAGGGAGAAGCCCCCUCCGCCUUCACCCGAGGCAGCCGCUCCCGAGCGAGCCUCCCCGUGGUCAAGUCAAAUAACCAGGCCAAGGACAGGUCAUUAGGUGUCCUCUACCUGCAGUAUGGAGAAGAGACCAAACAGAUCCGAAUGCCCAAUGAGGUGACUGGUGCAGACACCAUCAAGGCUCUGUUUGUCAGUGUCUUCCCUCACCUCACUAUGAAGACACUGGAGUCCCCCAGCGUGGCUAUAUACAUCAAAGAUGACAUGAGGAAUAUGUACUAUGAGCUGACUGAUGUCAGGAACAUCACAUCACACUCUUGUCUGAAAGUGUAUCACAAAGACCCAGCCCAGGCCUUCAAUCACAACGCAAGAGCCAAUAAUGGAGAAAUUAGGAUCACAAGAGAGAGGCUCUACAGUGGCAGACAGCUGCCGGGAGGCCAAAGCCCAGUGCACACUCUGCCUCACAGUCCCAUACAUUCAGUCCAGGGCUCUAUGUCUCCUCCUACACCUCGCUCCAUGCCCUCCUCUCCUUCUAGGAUCCCUUUCAGCCUCUCUGUUGCCAUGCCUGGUGGUGCCACCUUACCCAGGGACCGUAUGUCCAACGCACCCCCAAGUCGCUCUAUCACCCCCUGCUCCAGUGCCAUCCUGGAGCGACGGGACGUGAAACCGGAUGAGGAUCUGUGCAGCAAGAGCGCUCCUUUGUAUUCAGAAGCGUACGGUUCACCUGAAGCCAGGCUCAGCGUCUCCUCAUCACAAGGCAGCCAUACUGGAGACGUCCCGGAUGGGGCGGCGUACAUCCAGCACCGCUCCUCCGUCAAGUCUGUCAGUGCGUACGCAGAUGGCCAGGAUCUGCAGCACUCCCUCUACAGACAGAAAUCUCGCAAGUACAGUGAGAGUCAGCUCGCCUCCAUGGGCUCCAAAACACCGCCUGCUUCUCCUCACAGGGUCAAUGAGGUCAGAAUGAGUGACAUGCUCCCAGGCCAGAACUCCCACAUGCCCUCACAAGGUGUGGCAGCGGAAAGAGCAUCACCUGUGCAUAGAUCUUUCCGCAAGGACAGUAAUGGGGCCGUGGAGGUGGCGACCAGGGUGAAAGGCAAUGUGGCCUCCCCUGUUUUCGCCGACCUUCAGCCCAGUCACGGAGAGAGGCCAUUUCAAGGACACGUGGCAGCCGGAGAUCCUCAGAGUAAAAGAAUAAAGGCAAUGGAGCAGCAGAUAGCCAGUCUUACUGGACUCGUUCAACACGCUCUUAUGAAAGGGCCAAAUACAAGUGCCAAAGAGACUUCCAGUGAGAAACCGGUAAAGAUGGAGUCUUUGGCACAGAAUGGUGACCCAGUUGUGCAGACAGACAGUGUUUCAGCACAGGUUCAGCCUCCUGUCAGAAACCCUGCUAUAUGCUCAAUCCUCUCCACCUUCGGGAGAAACGUCUCUGACCUCAGACUGCAGCUCCAUCAACUCAAACAGAUGCAGCUGCAAAACCAGGAUGUCAUGAGGCAGAUGCUGCGACAGGCAGAGCAGGAGAUCUCGGAGAGGUUUUCAGACAUUGUGCUGCACCUUGAGGACCCCGUUCGAAGACAACGAGUCCAGGUGGAAGAAGACAGACACGGAUAUCUGGGCAUGGAGGAGAGGGUUCUCGUACAGCUCGGAGAGCUGGAAAACUAUGUGGAGAUGCUCAAGAAAGAAUCCACCUGUGCCAUGAGCAAUCGACCAGUCACUCUGAAGGAUGUGGAGGAAGGGGCGGUCAACUUACGGAAAGUAGGAGAAGCUUUGGCUACACUCAAAGGAGAUUUCCCAGCCCUGCAGAUGAAAAUGCGUGCCGUGUUGAGGGUGGAGGUGGAGGCGGUGCGCUUCCUUAAGGAGGAGCCUCACAAAAUGGACAGCAUGCUAAAGAGAGUCAAAGCUCUGACUGACACUCUCAGUGGACUGAGAAGAUACGCCACUGAAAGCCACAACCAUACUUCUGACCCAGUCCAAGUGAAGGCGUUACCAGCUGAUUCAGUUUCCUUUGUGAAAGAGUACAGAUCUCCAAAACCUGUUUGUGAGUCCCCCACCCCACAACCAAGAUCACCUGCCAAAGUCAGCUGCUCGGAGCCCGUGCCCUCUUCUCCAGUCACUGUGCACCACAUUCAGACGGCUCCCAUCAGCACACACCACCCUAGUCCCCCGCUCACACCCACCCAUGGCAGGGACUCCCCCACUGUGGCGAAGGUCAGUCCCAGGAGCAGAGAAAACAGCCCUGCCCUGCAAAAGAGAGCAGCUCCGCAGGGCCGGGAAGCUGUGCCAGCAACCGCUGCCAUCAGCACGACUGAAUCCUCCUCACCAGAGGAGAUCUCUGUCAACACAAGCAGGCCCAUGCCUGAAGAGGUUUCAAAACAGGCAGUAGAGGAGGACAAGUUUCACUCUACUGGACUACAAGCGGAAAAGGUCAUGGAAAGGAUCCUUCAGCAGACUCAGGCCAGCCUUAUGAAGGCCAUACCUGACCUGGAAGUGAGCAAACAGGUGGACAGUGCCCCCUCCCAACCACCCAGCAUCUUGCCAGAUGAGGUGGACUCUCCACUUCCUGUGUCUCCACACCCUGAAGCCGCACCACAGGAUGGACCCAAAGCAGAUAAACCAGUCCAGACCAGUUUGGAGAGGCCACAGAAGCCGACCAUAGAGAAGCCCCACAGGGCCAGUGUUGACAGAGUACAGCCCAACCCUGAAACGGCCAGCAAAUCGCCUCCCCCUCCCCCUCCACGCAGAUUCUACCCCUCUGGAACUGGACUCACCACUGGACGUUCAGGAGAGGUGAUCUACUCCACCCGGAAAGAGUCCACCAGCGCACAGGAGGGUGAAGAGGAGGCCCCGAAGCCCAAACCCUUGCGUGUGCCCCCAGAGGUCAAGCCCAAGCCCCGCACCCCUCCUCCUGUCAACACCUCCACCUUACAAGAUGAAGAGGAUGAAGGAGAUAAGAUCAUGGCUGAGCUACAGGUGUUUCAGAAGUGCACAAAAAAAGAUUUACAGCCCAGAUAUAUUGUUGAUCUCACAUCCCGUAAGCCCUCAGACAUUGAGAUGGAGCCUGGGCUUUCCCUGUCUUACCACACAAAGCAGACCACCUCUCACCUAUCUGAAGAAGGAGCACUAUCUGAAAGUAGGGAAUAUAGUGCAACACCUGGUUCACCUGGGGUCAUGUAUUAUAUCACUGGAACAAAAACAUCAAGGCAGAGCACCUCUAGGCCAGAUGACCUAAAGGAACCCAAGGAAGCAACUUUUUCUCCUUCAAAGGUUGCACCUGAGAAUGCUUCUGACCUUUCCCAGCAGCAAAAAUGGUUAAAAUCAAAUGACUUAUCUGUAAUUUCACUUCAGACAAGCCAAUCAGUCAAGGAGGUCCAAAGCAAGCUAAAUAAUAUUCAUGAAGUGCCAUCUGGCCCAUUUAACUCUUUAAGGAACAGCACAGAAGCUGAAAAAGGGGCAUCGCUCAUUAAUCCCAAAGAGUUCAAGACUGAAUCAGUGCUGAAGUCCCUAAAGCAGGUGGUUCCCACCCCUUCAGAGAAAGUUUCACCUGUUGAGGAGAAGUUAGAGCAGCAGAUACUGCGUACAUCCUCUGAUGCACCUGUUCUGGAUAAGUCAAUAAAGCAUGGGCAUCGCACAACCACUGUUCAAGUUACACUUGUUAGCAAGUGUCUACAAAGUGCUGAACUUCAGGUUCACUCACCAGUCCAUCAGCCCAACACUGAAGCCUCAUUUUCAACACAACCGAAUAACCAUGACAAUGAGCAGAAUGUAACAAAGAGAUCAUCUGAAGAUCAGGCCAGAUACACUGAGGAGGCCAGUCUAAGUCCAGACCUCCCAGGAGAAGAAGGUCCUCCUCCACCAAAUAACAUUGCCUUCAGGAUCACUAAAACCAAGGUACAGGCUCUAUCAACUGGAGAGUACCAACAGCUGGUAAACAGUAAAGGCACAGAUGUCCAAACUCUUAAAGUGGGCUCAGAACCAACCCUAUCUGCCCCCGAGGACUCUGGAUUUGACAAGAAGCCGGUUAUCAUCAUUUUUGACGAGCCUAUGGAUAUCUGUCAGGCCUACAAGCGACUGUCCACCGUCUUUGAGUGUGAAGAAGAGCUGGAGAGGGUGCUAUCGGAGGAGAGGAUAGAUGAAGAGAACGAGGAGGAAGUGGAAGCCAACUCAAACAGUCAGGUCGGUCAGAUAACACCUAGAAGUAAUCUAGAUCAGUGCAGAACUGAGAAUAGUGUAAACAGUCAGAGAAGUAGUAGUGUUCCAGUGCCUCUACAACAGCAGAGUUCCUUUGAGAGUCCUGCUCUUACCGUUGAAGAAGGAGACAAGACAGAAUCUCCUAAAGAUGCGAAAAAGAAAUUCAAAUUUAAGUUCCCAAAGAAGCAGCUUGCAGCUAUUGGUCAGGCUCUUCGUACGGGGACAAAAACUGGCAAAAAGACACUGCAGGUAGUUGUCUACGAGGAUGAAGAGGAACCAGAUGGAACCGUGACGGAGCUCAAAGAAGCUAAAAGGUUUGAGAUCAAGUCCCACGCAGACUCUGGUUCUACCAGCCCUAGAUCUUUGUCGCAAAACCAGACCACCACAUCACAGAGCACCAAAGACAGAACUGAGGAACUCCGUAAGACUACUUAUCAAACAUUAGACAGCCUUGAGCAGACCAUAAAGCAGUUAGAAAACACCAUAAGUGAUAUUGGGCCUACGUUGGUUUCUGAAGUCUCCCGCAAGGAGGAAUCAAAAGCGAAGAGAAUGGCCAGUGAUGCAGAACCGGAGGAGGGCAGUCCCACAAAAAAGCCAGCACCUCUGAAGCCCAAACCCCACAAGUCAUCUCUGCAAAAGAGAUCCAAAACACAGUCUCGAUCCUCCUCAAGCACGUCCACUUCCUCCAGUUCCUCCAGCAGUAAACAGAACUCUGGUGACUCGUCUGCUUCGAGUCGGAUUUCCUCACCCAAGUCUCGCCAGCAGCCAGCAGGGAGUGUGGAAAAACCCGGAAAACCUCAAAAGCUCCAGGACUCCCAGAGGCAAUUCCGUCAGGCUAACGGGAGUGCUAUGAAAGCUGGUGGGAAUAGUAAACAUGCUUUCCUUGCUUUGCCUGCUUCUAAGAUCCCAGCUUUUAUACCUAGCUCAUGGAAGUGUAGCUCAACCCGUGCUGCUCGUUCUAGGCUUACUAACCAAACCUCUUCCUCUUCUUCUAAGUCCUCUAUCCCAUGUCUCAGCCUGAGCUGGCCUAGCUGUAGACCCGUCUCGCCCUCUCAGCGGCCUGAAGGUCAAAACCUAACCCUCCCUCCGCAGACUCAAAAAGGCCAGUCCUGCUCCUAUUCCUACUCAUCCUCUAGCUCAUACUCUUCCUCCUCCUCCUCUGUCUCUCCGACCUCUACUUCCUCUUCUUCAUCCCCUUCCUCUCCAUCCCUCCUGUCUCCCACUGCCAUGUGCCGGGGAGGUGGAGCUGUACACAUGCCCAGCUUCAGCAGCCGCAUGUCUCUGAAGGCCAGCAGUGGCCAAGCCACUAUCACACCAGCAUCUUUUACUGGGAACAUGGCAUGAGCUGUCCAUUUCUCUCUUUUGCUCAGUCUGGUGGUAUUUAAGGUGUAACAGAAAUAAUGAUUUAGUUAUGCUGUGUAUUUGGGGUGGUGUUAUUGUCUUUGUGCACUUCCACUGAAAUCCACAAGUGGUUCAGAGCCGCAUAUUUUGGAUUUUGUUUUGGUAUAUGUGAGGGAUUAAGCUUGACAGUGUUGGCUUUUUAUUUUAUAGAAGUGCGUUUGUUUACUUACAUGAACUAUGUAUAAUAUGCAUUUAGCCGUAUAUUAGUGGGAUCCAAAAGACUGUAGUGAUGAAAACAAAACCUUCAUAGAACCUUGAUAAAAUCUUUUUUUGUUUUGUUUUAGGAUUUUCUUAAAGGGAUCAUAUGAUGUUGCUAAAAAG